Heteronotia binoei (common prickly gecko) is the source of this 2074-nucleotide messenger RNA. RefSeq names its product sulfotransferase 2B1-like. Gene Ontology annotation, cellular component: cytoplasm. The transcript is spliced from 9 exons. Bases 623 to 1519 code for a protein of 298 amino acids. Gene Ontology annotation, molecular function: sulfotransferase activity. NCBI's taxonomy places the organism in Eukaryota, Metazoa, Chordata, Lepidosauria, Squamata, Gekkonidae. Gene Ontology annotation, biological process: sulfation. The record is from RefSeq and is a predicted model, not a curated record.
AUUGGAUUGGUUAUCGCAAAAUCAGGACUCCUGGGUCCCUUGGGAAUGAAGUGAAAUUUAGUAGGUUAGGAGAAGGGAAGGGCUGAGAGCCGCGAUUUCUCGCUUCUCGGGGAGGGAACGGAGGUUUAUUAGUUUGAGAGGCGAGAAGCGCCGGGAAAUCGCGUGGCUAAAUAGAUGCCGGAACAGCGUAUGUACUGUGAGUGAGCCUUGUAUCGGGAAGUCGUGGGUUCAAAUGAUGCCUCAGCCAUGAAUUCAAGUGAUCCCCGUAGGCAGCUCUCUGUGCCUCACCCCCCUCCCCCGUAUGGGGAUAGUAGUACCUUAUUAGGCUGUUCUAAGGAUUGCAAAAUAAUGCAUGGGAGUACAUUGAACUCUCAAAAGCCCUGCAUGUCACGAUUCGUGAGCCUGAAUUCCUCUCCAUUGAAAAUCCUCUUCAUUGUGUUUGAGUUGGCAUUGGGUGAUAACAGAAACCCGCUCAGCAGCAGCCAUCACUCCGCAGUGGCUUAUUCACACAUCCAGUGGUCUAGAUUCUACUGCAAAGAACUAGGGUACGAGAACUAGGAGAGGAGGCCAGAGGGGAUCGACGAAGCAAGCUCUGCUGGGAAUCCAAGUCUGGGAGAGACCCAUGGCGGGAGAGGCAACAGGUGCCAUAGAGUAUGGUGGAAUCAUCCUUCCAGGCAUUGUCCACACUGAGGCAAGUGUUCGGUAUGCUCAUCGGAGCUUUCAGGUGCGCGACAGCGAUGUCUUCAACCUCACGUACCCCAAAUCUGGGACUACCUGGAUGCAAGAAAUUCUCUCCCUGAUCUAUAGCAAUGGGGAGCCUACACUGUCGCAGUCAGUUCCCUCCUGGGAACGGGUCCCCUGGAUUGAACAGAAGACGGCAGCUGAAUACUUGGAGAACCGGCCUAGUCCCCGUCUCAUCACCUCUCACUUGCCCCCCACAGUCUUUCCAGAAUCUUUUUUUGCGUCGCAGGCCAAGGCCAUUUAUACUGUCCGAGACCCCAGAGAUGUCUGCGUGUCACUCUAUUAUUAUGCCAAGAUGGCCUCAUUUCUGGAGCACAAGGAGGAUUUCGGCGAAUUCAUCGAGACGUUUGCUGCAGGAAAAAUUCUGUUUGGUUCCUGGUUUGAUCACGUCAAAGGCUGGUUGACUUACAGAAACCGGACAAAUUUUCUGCUUCUGACCUAUGAUGAUUUACUGCAGAACCUUCAGGACACCAUUCUCCGCAUCUGCCAAUUCCUUGGCAAAGACUUAGAUGCCUCCGCUGUGGACUCUGUUGUGGCAAACGCCUCCUUUGAGACAAUGAAGGGCAACAAGAUGGUGAAUUACAGCCUCGUCCCUGAAGAUAUUAUGGACCAAAAGGUCAGCCCCUUCCUCCGAAAAGGCAUCUCUGGGGACUGGAAAAAUCACUUCACCCCAGAACAGAGUGCUGCAUUUCAUUGUCUCUACCAGCAAAACAUGAAGGAGGUGGACAUCCGAUUUCCCUGGGAUGAACUCCAAAGCAAAAGCUAUCAGGACCCUUGAGUUUUGGAGAGGGAAAGAUCAGGACUGCAUUAUGCUACCUACUAUUGCUUCACUCUUUGCCUUGAGGACUAGCUUCCUUCCUUUGAUUUGUUAGCGUCCACUCCUUCCAUGGAAGGUAUGGGAAUGUCAACCAUAGGUGCUAUUCAGAUCCCAAUGCAAGCUUGUACUCUAAGCUGUGAGCAGUAUGAAAUAGAAGAAACCCAGAGGAUUUGUUUAUACAGUCAGAAGAAUGUGGCAACACUUUUCUAAGAAAUAUGUAGCAGUGUUUGUGUCAGGAAGACAAAUUUGGCUGCACUUUCUUUUUGAGAUGCUGGUUUUCUACCGGCAGAGAGUUUUCAUGAGAGAACAUUCCUAAGGGGAUAAUUGAAAUCCUGGGUGCUUGCUUUAGUCUAUUGUCUUAUAUAAUACUAUAUUUUUAACAUUUUUGGGCCUUUGUUUACUGGCUUAUCUGCUUUUUAUCAUGAAUAUAAAGCAAAUUUUGGGGGAGGGGAGGCAUUGACAAUAGGUGUAAAAUGUUGCCUCCCCAAACAAAUAAAUAAAACAAUAAUUGCUCUC